This is a messenger RNA of Cotesia glomerata, 3989 nucleotides long. RefSeq lists its product as uncharacterized. Lineage: Eukaryota; Metazoa; Arthropoda; Insecta; Hymenoptera; Braconidae. The record is from RefSeq and is a predicted model, not a curated record. The coding region runs from base 322 to 1230 and encodes 302 amino acids. The transcript has 8 exons.
ACAUCGACGGGCAGCUCAAUACAAGCUUCCGAGAUUACAUGUAUAAUGCAUGGAGUACAUAUACGUACCUAUGAAUUUCCUUGUUAUAUAUCAAACUAGUUAUAGUUAUAGAUUACACAGACGAACAGGAGAGAUAAUAUUAGUAAAGGGCUCACCAGCUAGGAAUACCUAAGGGGAAUCGCCAGUCGCGUGUUUUACUCAUUCCUCUUCAGGUAUUUUAUCGGGCCCGACAAUUGUAUAUCAGAGAGUUGCAAGUUGAGGAUGUACUGAAUCCCGAGCGAGGUUAAACAUAAGAAUAAGACCAACAAGACACCUUUGAUAAUGGGGGUUGAGUACGGCGAUACGGACAACGUGACGACGUACAACCCCGAUGUCGAGGAGCUGAUACGUCGAGAACAAGAUCGUCGAGUGGUACAAGAAGGGACUGCUGUUUGGAGGCGACGUAAAGAACAACUUUUGCGCCAGAAACAUCAUGAACAGCUUCAACUCCGUCACUUGCAGUCAACUUACUCUCCCUGGGGAAAGCCGGGAGGAGGCGCCCCCUACUUCGGCUCUUUAAAGAAGAAGAACGUGAUCCUCGAGCCGCUGUCGCCGCCCAGCUCCCAGGUGUCAUUGCAACCGUGGGGUCGCCCCGGGCCAGGUGGUCUUCCCUGGAGGGAUCCAAGGCUGCUGGGUGUCCGCUUUAUGGAGUCUAUGGGAUGGACAACAAAAUCAUUUCUUCGUCGACUUACCUCCAGCAAUCAGCGAGAAUUAACACCAUCAAUGCAAGAGUUUUUUGACGCCAAGUCUAGACCAGAAAUAACUGAGUCCUCGGGGAGGCUGGAUGGAGUCAGACCAUUUACAUCAAUUCAGAAUGAGUGCAAAAAUACUCCUUAUGAUUAUAAAUUGACUGGCGGAAUUGAGCUAGUACCAUUGCUCACAGCACGUAAAUGUCACUCAAAUCCUGUUAAAUAUAUUAAUACAGACGCUACGCGUCCUGGAUAUAUCUUAGACAGCCACCGGUCAUUGAAUAUCGAGAAUCGUGACUACACAGCAGCGCUGUCAGAGCAGAUAUCCCGGAAGCGUGAGCGUAUACUCGAGGAAAAACGCCUGGAACAAGAGAGCUGUCGCAGGCAUUUUGACACAUGGAGGAAGCUCUGGGGGCGACCGGGUCACGGCGCCCCGAUAGAUCACGCUUACAGAAACGAUCUCCAUGCAAUAUUAUAUCGUGCUGUUCCCAGAGUCUAUUGAUCUUUAGCGAAGACGCCAAUAAAUAACCUAACGGAAGCACUUCGGCGGAUUGACAAAAUUAUAAUUAUUACCCGUAGCGUAGACUAAUGCUAAUCCACGGACAAUUUGCAUAAUGAUCCAUUGGAAACAGAUUGAACACGUAGACGCGUGAAAGCUGUCAAGAGGAUAUAAUGGACCGGUCGCAUUAAUUAAUGACCGAAACGCGCCAGUCGUGAUGUUUGUGGCGGCGAUCUACUACCCGAUGAAUACACGGCACUCUAUUCACCCUCAGACGUAUAAAUACUCGCCACAUCUACGCUCCCUUUGUCUUGUUUGAUAGAAUGUAAUUUAACGUCCCGAUUUUAGCGAAAAAGUCGAAAAAACGCUAAAAAAAUAAAAAUACUGGCUUUAAAUUGGUUAGAGAAAAAAAUAAACCGGCCCAAAUUACCCCAGUUGAUCGAAAACAUCCUUAGAAAGAUGCAGAAUUAAAAAAAAAAAAAAAAAAAAAAAUGUUGCCUAGAUUCGAACCCGCGAUCUAUAAGUUUAAUAAUAAAAAAUUAAAAUGGCGAUAACUCGGAAACUACUUUGCCGAUUUUGAAGCAACUUUGUAGGUUGAUGUAGAGUAACUGCCUUUAGGUCUCUACAAAAUUUCAGGCGAUUCUGAGGACCCUGGGGUAAGAUGGUCAGGGAAGAAAAAUUAAUUUUUUGUAAAAAGUGACUAUAAUUCCGGAUAUUAUCGACCGAUUUUCGUCAACCAAAGCUUAAAUUCUUUAUUUCAGUGCUUUUAGUACUCUAUGGAGUUUUUUAAGGAUCCGGGGUAAGUUGGGUCACUAAAAAACUUACUAAAAUCAUAAAAAAUGAAGUUUUUAUAGGGAAAUAUAAAUAUAAAUAGAAAGUAUCUGGGUGGUAUGAAAAAAAAAUACUUUGCCGGGAUUCGAACCCGCGACUCAUAAGUUUAAUAAUACUUAAAUUUGAAAUGACGAGAUCUCGGAAACUACUCGGCGGAUUUCGACGCAACUUUGUAAAUAAACGUAUAUUAACUGCCCCUAGGUUCUUACAAAAUUUCAGGCGAUUCUGAGGACCCGGGGUAAGAUGGUCAGGGGAGAAAAAUGUAAUUAACCCGAAAGAAAGUUUAACAUUCAAUGAAAUAAAGGACUCGAGUGAUUGUUAUCGUAGCGUUUGAAUAAGUAAUGUUGUCGAGGAGCCAGUUAAAAUAACUCUUGAAGUUUAAAUGAAAACGGUGACCCAUUUAGCCCUGGAGUUAGUUUCUAAAAAGUUCGUCCCUUUUAUAAUGUAUUCCAGAGUAAAACAGCAUUAAUAAUUAUGACAGUAAUAUAAAACGAAUUGUUAUAUUUUUAGCUUUAAUUCUUGAAUAUUUAAGUGGUGACCUCGGUAAUUAUCAUAAAUUAGUGGUCCUCAUUACUUGAGUAGCUGAGAAAAAAUGUAAAUAAAUUAACCGUGUAACUAUUGUAAAUUUAAGGUUAAAAACAACCCAACCAAAAGAAAAACAACAAUAAUAAUAAUAUUAUGCAUAACCGCAUAAAAUUCUCUGGUAUUUGGUUUACAUAUACAGAGACAGAGGGCACUGUAUUCCGGAUACAGGUACUGAUAUUUUCCGAGAUAAAAUGAAUCACCCUUAUACAAACCCCGACCGCGAGCCUUUACAACCCCCAUGCCACUGACACUAGUAACAGCGGCACAAUGCUCAGACAAUGGAGCAACCAUGGAGUUGUGGAUGUUGGUUUCUACACGGUGAUUGUGUCUCGUUUCUCGUUUCUCGUGUCCCUUCCGCCUAAACCCGGUUGUGGUUGCGAGGAAUUUUCGCGGUUCGAAGCCUCUGCCUCGGAUCUGUGACCUCUCACCCCUAGGAUAACUCACAGGCUAAAUACCGCCCGAUUUUUUUCAUUUCAGACGGCCCAUCUUACCCCGGGUCCUCAGAAUCGCCUGAAAUUUUGUAAGGACCUAGAGUCAGUUAAUAUAUAUUUAUUUACAAAGUUGCGGCGAAAUCGGCCGAGUAGUUUCUGAGAUAUCGCCAUUUCAAAUUUAAAUAUUAUUAAACUUAUGAGUCGCGGGUUCGAAUCCCGGCAAAGUAUUUUUAUUUCAUACCACUAAGAUACUUUCUAUUUAUAUUUAUAUUUCCCUUUAAAAACUUCAUUUUUUAUAAUUUUAGUGAGUUUUUUAGUGACCCAACUUACCCCGGAUCCUCAGAAAACUUCAUAGAGUACUAAAAACACUAAAAUAAAGAUUUUGAGCUUUGGUUGACGAAAAUCAGUCGCUAAUAUCCGGAAUUAUAGUCAUUUUUUACAAAAAAUUAAUUUUUCUCUCCUGACCAUCUUACCCCAGGGUCCUCAGAAUCGCUUGAAAUUUUGUAAGGACCUAGAGGCAGUUAAUAUACGUUUAUUUACAAAGUUUUAACAAAAUCGGCCGAGUAGUUUCCAAGAUAUCGCCAUUUUAAUUUUUUAUUAUUAAACUAAUAGGUCGCGGGUUCGAAUCUCGGCAAUUUUUUUUUUUUUUUUUUUUUUUUUUUCAAUUAGAGAAUUUUUAUAUGUAAAGAAGAGGCAAUUUGAAAGUCUAUUAAAGUGUCGAGUUACUCUAAAAGUUAUAGCGCUUUGAUUAAAAAAAUUUUCAUGUCCAUUUAUUCGUUUGAUUGUUCGUUUGUUUGUUUGCCGAGCGCUUCAAUAAUCAAAAUAAAAAUACCGGAUACACGAUAGAGUAGUAAUUGCUAGUUGUGCGUUCGGUGUAUUUUUUAAAAAAAUUAAUAAUAGCCUAGGUACAAAAUU